ACCGAGCAAAUUUUUUGGGGCGACGGCAGUUGUCUUUUUCGAUACGUUCGGUGAACUACUACUACUAGUAUAACGGUUCAAAAUGACUGGCAGAGGAAAAGGUGGUAAAGGAUUGGGAAAAGGAGGCGCAAAACGUCAUCGUAAAGUUCUUCGUGAUAACAUCCAGGGUAUUACCAAGCCAGCUAUCAGAAGAUUGGCGAGGCGUGGUGGAGUCAAGCGUAUUUCUGGCUUGAUCUACGAAGAGACCCGUGGUGUAUUAAAGGUUUUCCUUGAAAACGUGAUCAGGGACGCAGUCACCUACACCGAACACGCCAAGAGGAAAACUGUUACCGCCAUGGACGUAGUUUAUGCCUUAAAACGUCAAGGACGCACUUUGUACGGUUUUGGAGGUUAAACUGAGAAGUUCUUGUCCGUUGUUAAGAACGGUGGACAAAACAAACAAAUAUAUAAAAAAAAACGGUUCUUUUCAGAA
Messenger RNA from Anthonomus grandis grandis, 472 nucleotides. Its product is annotated as histone H4. Lineage: Eukaryota; Metazoa; Arthropoda; Insecta; Coleoptera; Curculionidae. The transcript has a single exon. The coding region runs from base 83 to 394 and encodes 103 amino acids. The record is from RefSeq and is a predicted model, not a curated record. Gene Ontology annotation, molecular function: DNA binding; protein heterodimerization activity; structural constituent of chromatin. Gene Ontology annotation, biological process: nucleosome assembly. Gene Ontology annotation, cellular component: nucleosome.